This is a messenger RNA of Pelobates fuscus (common spadefoot toad), 930 nucleotides long. RefSeq names its product vomeronasal type-2 receptor 26-like. The record is from RefSeq and is a predicted model, not a curated record. Gene Ontology annotation, biological process: G protein-coupled receptor signaling pathway. Lineage: Eukaryota; Metazoa; Chordata; Amphibia; Anura; Pelobatidae. The coding region runs from base 1 to 930 and encodes 309 amino acids. Gene Ontology annotation, cellular component: plasma membrane. Gene Ontology annotation, molecular function: G protein-coupled receptor activity. The transcript has 2 exons.
AUGACAUCUGAAAAGCACAUGAAAGGAUGCUACAGUGAUAACUGCCAGAAAUGUCCUGACAAUGAAUAUCCGGAUGAAAAUAAAACAAAUUGCAUUCCCAAAACGUAUGACUUUCUGUCAUAUGAAAAUGAUAUUCUGACUUUAGUUUUCUCUUUAAUCUCUCUUUUUUUUUCACUCAUAACUGUCUUUAUUUUGGGACUAUUUAUUUUAUUCCGGGACACUCCCAUUGUCAGAGCAAAUAACCGGAAUCUCAGCUUCAUCCUCCUGGUCUCUCUCAUGCUGAGCUUCCUCUGUGUGUUUCUGUUCCUCGGUCGUCCUGUGGAUAUAACCUGCAAGCUGCGUCAAACCUCUUUUGGGAUCAUCUUUUCAGGAGCUGUAUCUUCUGUACUGGGCAAAACAAUCAUGGUUUAUAUGGCUUUCAAAGCUACUAAACCAGGCAGCAUGUGGGUUGGGGUCAAAGUGUCUAAUACCAUAGUUCUGAUAUGCACAUCUAUCCAGAUCCUAAUUAAUGUUCUUUGGUUGUGCAUUUCCCCUCCUUUUCAAGAACUGGACAUGCACUAUUACCCUGGAAGGAUCAUCAUUCAGUGUAAUGAAGGCUCAGUUAUUGCGUUCUACUCUGUUCUGGGUUAUAUGGGGGUUCUGGCAGCUGUUAGUUUUAUUAUUGCUUAUUUAGCCAGGACAUUACCGGACAGUUUUAAUGAGGCCAAGUAUAUCACCUUCAGCAUGCUGCUGUUCUGUAGUGUGUGGAUUGCAAUGAUCCCGGCCUAUCUGAGCACAAAAGGGAAAGACAUGGUGUCUGUAGAGAUCUUUGCCAUAUUAACUUCUAGUGCUGGCUUGUUAGGCUGUAUAUUUUUUCCUAAAAUUUAUAUAAUGCUUAUAAAACCUGAAAUGAAUACCAAAAGGCAUCUUCUGGACAAAAUUAAGUCAUAA